Messenger RNA from Tarenaya hassleriana, 1347 nucleotides. RefSeq names its product RING-H2 finger protein ATL54-like. The transcript has a single exon. Bases 135 to 1091 code for a protein of 318 amino acids. Lineage: Eukaryota; Viridiplantae; Streptophyta; Magnoliopsida; Brassicales; Cleomaceae. The record is from RefSeq and is a predicted model, not a curated record. Gene Ontology annotation, biological process: protein ubiquitination.
AAAGAAAAAUAAUAAUAAUAAUAAUAAUAAAAGUAAUCACAGGGCACUAACAAACGCCGAAGACCCUCACCUUCCCCUGCUUCUCCUCCUCCUCUGAUGUUCUUCGAGUCAAGAACUCCCAAAAACCCAACAGCAUGAGGUUUCUUUCUGAAGAUCCGACCGACGAAUCGUUAAAAGAUUCGAUCUGUAAACCAGAUUGCGACGAGUCGAACGAGUACUCUGGAGUUUGCCGAAUAGCCUGUCUCACAGCCUGUCCCGACAUCUGCAGGUUCGGAGUCGUCGAUCUUUCUCCACCUCCGGCCACUUACCAUGGCCACAAGAACCCGAAAAAGCUGUCUGUCAUAUCCGCCUCGGCCAUCGUCUCUGCCAUCCUCGUAGCUUGUCUCGUGACCAUCUUCUUCAAGUCAGGAUCAAGAUCAAGGACGAGAACGAGAUCGAGAUCGAGAUCAAGAACGGACGAGGAGACACGAGGUGAGUCUCUUGACGAAGUUCACGGACCCGCGGUUGACCAUCCGAUCUGGUAUAUUAGGACAGUUGGGUUGCAGCCGUCGGUUAUCGAUUCGAUCACGGCGUUCAAGUACAAGAAAGGGGAGGGUCUUGCCGACGGAACAGACUGUUCCGUUUGUCUGAGCGAGUAUCAAGAAGACGAGGCCCUUAGGUUAUUACCCAAGUGUAACCACGCUUUCCAUGUCCCUUGUAUCGACACAUGGCUUAGAUCACACGUCAGCUGCCCUCUCUGUCGAGCUCCAGUCGUAGUCAACGCCGAGAAUUCGUCUUCUGGGGCGAACCCGGACGAGAUUCUCGAGAUGAUUCCAGAGGAAAACGAUGAAGAAAGGGAUAGAAAUGAGCAAGAAAGUGAAGAACAUGAUCAUGGAGAUGGUGAGGUUAUUGUCGAAGUCGAAGAGGAUGAGAUGCAACGGGUGAGAAGAUCGGUGUCUCUGGAUUCUUUGUCGGCUCUAAGGAUCAGCGAGGCCGUUUCAUACGAAUCGAAAGGGAUGGAAUUGGAUUCAGGAGAGCGAGAAAGCGCAGAGAAGAAGAUGAAGAGAUCGGUUUCUUGCAAUGGGAAGUUCUUCUUGGCAAGAUAUGCAUAAGCUGAGGCAAAGACCCAACAAAAUUCAGAAACAUGAAGAGAUUUUGUCUGUAUUUGCCCUUUCCCGGCAAGGAUUUGAUUCAAAGCUGUAAAAACUCUCAAUAAGGCGUAGAGGUUUUUGCAAGUGUCCUCUGUUUUUAGGUUAAUGGGGUUUUGGGGUCCUAAAUUUAAUAAUAAUGCAAACCCAAAGUAGUGGUUGAGUUUUUGGUCGACGAACGCAUGCAUUCGUUGAGCAAACAAAACCGAAAUUGAGAAAA